Monopterus albus (swamp eel) is the source of this 1981-nucleotide messenger RNA. It is a transcript of the gene syt19, whose product is annotated as synaptotagmin XIX. The transcript has 6 exons. The record is from RefSeq and is a predicted model, not a curated record. Gene Ontology annotation, biological process: synaptic vesicle endocytosis; calcium ion-regulated exocytosis of neurotransmitter. Gene Ontology annotation, cellular component: dense core granule; synaptic vesicle membrane; exocytic vesicle. Gene Ontology annotation, molecular function: calcium ion binding; phosphatidylserine binding; clathrin binding. Lineage: Eukaryota; Metazoa; Chordata; Actinopteri; Synbranchiformes; Synbranchidae. The coding region runs from base 118 to 1122 and encodes 334 amino acids.
ACAGACAAUACUGUCUUUGUAAAGAAAGAUUAAUGAGCACUCUUGUUCAAACAAAGGAGAGCUGGGACUUGUUACAAGUCAAAUAAAAGCCGCAUCACUGAGACAGGUUGUGUGUGUAUGCAUGCUCCCAAGUUGGAGGAUAUCAGCACAGAGGUCCACAAGCUGAGUCGCUGUCUGUCUCAGUCCUUGUUAUCGUUCUCGGGAUCCAGCCAGACGGACAUGGACAUGGCAGAGGAAGCAAAUGUUACAAAGGUCGAUGGAUCACUGCGUUUUGCCAUCUACCAUGACCAGCUGCAGUCCUGUUUGGUGAUCACCAUCUUGCAGGUGGAAGGGCUUGUGAAGAACACCCAGGCCCACAGCCUCCAGCCAUUUGUCAAGAUACGACUCAUGUGGGCAGGAUCACAGGGAGUGGAAAGCUCUACGGAUGAGGAGGAUGAAGGGACACCCCCUGCUCUGUGGACAGUGCUGCAAGAGUGGCAGACUCGUACUGUGAAAGGCAGCUGUAACCCUUUGUUUGGAGACCAGUUCAGCUGUAUUCUGCAAGACGACUGGGCCCUUCAUCAGAUCAUUCUCAGGCUAGAGGUAAAAGACUUUGAUAAAUUCUCCAGGCAUGAAGUACUAGGAGAGGUGAGGGUUGCUCUAGGGCAGCUCAACAUCUCCUACCCUCUGGAGCUACAUGAGGACCUGCAGAUACCUCAGAAGGAUCUUGUAGGAGAGGUGCUUCUUUCACUGAGGUUACUCCCCACAUCUCAGAGGCUUGAGGUUGGUCUGCUGAAGGUCAGAACAGCCAUCACUGAAAUAAGCUCUGAUGCAGCCCUGCAUGCCAGGAUCAGUGUGCAGUGCAACCAGUGUAAAUUGAGGUACCAAAAAACCUCUGCAGUGGCCCGGUGCCUGGUGACUGUCUUCAAUGAGGUCCUUGUGUUCUCCUUACCAGAGUAUCCUCUGGAGCAGUGUAAAAUUCUGGUUUCUGUGUAUGAGACUCACACAAGUAGGAAAUCAACCAAAUAUAUGAUUGGACAGUUGACUGUGGGGAAGGAGAAGAGUUCAGAAGACAAACACUGGAGCUUGAUGAUGCGUUCAAUUCGCCAGCCAAUAGCAAAGUGGCACAGCCUGCUGAUCUGAGUAUCUCCCUGCUCCUGCACUCCUUGGCUGUCUGUACCUGCUUAUAUUUAGCUGAAUACUGUGUUUGUGUAUCAGGGUAUUGAGGGAUCUAUACCUGCUUAACUGCAGGCCAAACAUGGGCUCCUCUCUGUCCUCGGUCAGACCCUCCUCCUCCUCCAAUCAGGGCAGUGGAAUGACUGCCUGAGUGAAACCUGAAGUUACUCAGUCUACUUGCUCACUCCAUCACACCUAUCUCUGUUAUUAGCUCCAAAUCUCAUCACACUGAAAGAGCUACUAGGAUCUGAUAUUUGCAUUUGUUUCUGAAAAAGACCAUGUUAGUGUUCCACUUAGCAUAUUUACUCAGUGUUUAACUAUUGUUUGUUACUGUUAUAUUUAUCUUUGAGGUGUUUUUUUUGUGCUUGUUUUAAAGUCUCCAUUUUGCAUUAUUAACUCUUUAUAUUGUAACGUCCAUGUGCAGUAAAUUCAGCAGUAUGAGAUAAAGCAGUGAUACCAGCAAGGAAAACAUGGAGGAAAAUGUGAUGUUACAGUGGGCCAACUGGAGGCAAUAGGCUAUGGUCAUAUAACUAGAAUAAAAUAAGAAGCUACUGAAACUUUAGAUAAAAAUUUCAAUUAUUAAGGAAAGACUAAGAAUAUACAAUACAUUAGCACCAUUUUGAGGGUCUUAUUCAUUGAGUAUAUUUUUCUUGAUAAAUUGAAAGAGCAUGAAGCAGCCACUCAUCUUUGUCUGAUGGUGAAGAAACUAUUGUGAACAUGUUGCCACAUAACGUAAAUAUUCCGUUGGAGAGGAGUUACACCUAAAGUCACAUCUUUAGUUAUAAUCAUGGGAAAUAUUUAACAGUGUAUAGAUUAUUUUUUAAUA